GGCAUGUUACCGGUUUAACAACCAUGAUAAAAACGGAAAAAGAUAUAACACUACAAAAUAAAAGCCACAUAUUUUUAUCCCCCGGGACUUCUCCGUAUUCACGAAAACAGCCUCCAAAAACCUCUUUAAAUCCCUCUCGCGGACUCCUGCUGAAAGACAAGCCCUCUACUUUGUCAGAUCGUCCUCUUCUCCCCCUCUUCUCCACCCAGUAGAUCCCGCUUGAUUCAAGUCUUCUCCUUCCGAGGCUGUAAGCCAUGGCGGGAUUCUCUGCCGCCGUGAAGCCCACUCCGAUACUGAAAGAUGAGCUCGACAUCGUCAUACCCACAAUCCGAAACCUCGAUUUUUUGGAGAUGUGGAGGCCCUUCUUCGAGGGUUACCAUCUGAUCAUUGUUCAAGAUGGUGACCCUUCCAAGACCAUCAAAGUCCCCGAAGGGUUCGAUUACGAGCUCUACAACAGGAACGACAUCAACAGGAUUCUGGGUCCUAAAGCUUCUUGCAUUUCAUUCAAGGAUUCUGCUUGUAGAUGCUUCGGGUUCAUGGUGUCCAAGAAGAAGUACAUCUACACCAUUGAUGACGAUUGCUUUGUAGCCAAGGAUCCAACUGGGGCGCAGAUCAAUGCACUGGAGCAGCACAUCAAGAACCUGCUAUCCCCAUCGACCCCACACUUCUUCAACACACUCUAUGAUCCAUACAGAGAAGGUGCUGACUUUGUUCGUGGGUAUCCUUUCAGUCUCCGUGAGGGUGUUGCGACAGCUGUUUCUCAUGGCCUGUGGAUGAACAUCCCUGAUUAUGAUGCUCCCACUCAGCUGGUCAAGCCACUUGAGAGGAACACCAGGUAUGUUGAUGCUGUGAUGACAAUCCCUAAGGGAACCUUGUUCCCAAUGUGCGGGAUGAACCUUGCAUUCAACCGUGAAUUGGUCGGACCGGCAUUGUACUUUGGACUCAUGGGAGAUGGUCAGCCGAUUGGUCGAUACGAUGACAUGUGGGCUGGGUGGUGUGUGAAGGUGAUCUGCGACCAUAUGGGAUGGGGAAUCAAGACCGGGUUGCCAUACAUCUGGCACAGCAAGGCCAGCAACCCAUUCGUGAACCUGAAAAAGGAGUACAAGGGUAUCUUCUGGCAGGAGGAGAUCAUCCCAUUCUUCCAAUCAGUGAAGAUCUCCAAGGAUGCCACCUCGGUGCAGAAAUGCUACAUCGAGCUGUCCAAGGAAGUGAAGGAGAAGCUGGGUAAGGUUGAUCCUUACUUUGACAAGCUUGCCGAUGCCAUGGUUACCUGGAUCGAAGCUUGGGACGAGCUGAACCCUUCUUCAGCUGAGAAGACAGCCGCUAAUGGCACAGCCAAAGCCAAGUAGAAGCAGAAGUUGGGUUUUGUUAGGCCACAGAGGGACCAGAGAAGAGUUUACUUUUGCUGAUGAGAGAAUUCGGUAGUAGUAAAAACUUGGUAGUUGCAGUGUAGGUGGUCUACUGAGAUUGAGAUGAGCCCACAAUAUUUAUUUUCUAUAGUGUUAUUGAUUAUUGCUAUUGUUGUCAUAUUUACUGCUACUGCAUAAUGUUACAGGUUUGAGUGAAUUCAUGUUUGAGUGGAUUCAUUCUCAUCAUUAUUUAUGAUAUACUAUUGAGUUGUAUUGUAUUGUAUUGUUGUGAAAUGUGAAUCUUAUGGCUUGAAGAAGUUGUUGCAGAAGAGUGGAUCGAUACUCCAGUCUCCACAUAGUUAAGUCUCCCAUUUUUGUGUUGGAAUUUUUGUUGGGGAAGAUGGGUGUAAUGAUAUUUAGUGUUCGAAAAUUUGGGGUUUGAAAAUUUGGAAGAGUAAGGAUGGCCGGCAGAAUCAAGGCGGAGCAAUUUGAAAUUUGGAAAAAUGUUGGACAUGGAAAAGGUCAAAAGUUUAGGAGCCCCACUCGAAACGUAAUUAAUUUUCAAAUGCCGUCUGUUGUUUGUUUGUUUACUACUGGGUUUUUUAGGUGGAUCUUUGCGGCCCCCCGACUUUUGAAUCUUCUAAUUCUGAAGAGAAGACUUGGGGAUGGGAACAGUAGCGUAGCCCGCUUCGAGUUUAGUGGAGUUCUAUUUAUGAAAUAAAUUUAUAAUAUUGUAUUUAACUAUUAAGUAUUUUUUCUUAAAAACAUUCCGUCAAAAGUCAUUCAUCAAACCAUUAGUUAUUAGAUUUGUAUCUUAUAUUUUGUGUAACUCAAAGGUCAUUUGGUUUUGGUGAUAGUUAAAUCGAUGUAUUGUUAUCAAUGCAUGCAUAAUAAUAUACAUGUAUAUAAGAAAAUUGGUGUACUGUAGUUUACAUUGUUCGGUUUCUGUGAUAGUUAUUGUAGUAUUUAAAUAAAUUAUCUUACUUUUUGAGUGAAAUAUCACUUUUACCCUUUAUUUUUAAUAAGCUAAAUUACAUGUUUGGUCACUUGAAUUAUACAAAUCUUUCAUGUUUGCCACUCGAAUUACUUUUUAUUUUAUUUGCCACUAAACGUGUAAUUUACCUGUUUUUAAUUUAAAAAACAACACACAUAAAAAGGUAGGGACAUUUUUGGAAGAAGAAAAAGAAAACACAACAAUCUCCAUCAAACAAUCUCAACGAAAACUUGAGAUUUAACUAUCACUCAUUUUGAGUGAUAGUUUGUGUCAAAUCAAGCAAACAAUGCAUGUAUUGUUUGCACAGAAAAUUCAUAAAAACGAUGUAUUGUGGACAUUACAUGCAUUGUAACUAUCCCAAUCAAACUAUCACCAAAACCAAACGCCCCCUCAUAAUUGAAAAGUGACAUUUCAAUAACUAGCUAAAAUAAAUAGUUCUCAAGUGACAAAGAAAUUGUAUAUUAAUAGGAAAAUUUUGUUGAACUAAGAGCUUUUUAGAUAUAGCUGGAGGUUUUUGUACACAUAUUUAGUAGGAUUAGAUUUUUUUUUAUAAUAAGGACUAUAAAUUUGUGGAUUUUCAAUGAUAUAUGAUCAAUAUCGUCUAAUUUAUUUGUGUGUUUUAUAAUACCAGGACAAUUAAAUUGCAUAUGAAUGGAGUCCUGUAUUCUAAAUCUACUCAAAUUAAAUAAGUAUUUACAUACAUUUAACCAUUUUAAUUUAUCCAAGUGGGGUCCUCGGUCACUCCACUGGAUGGGAGGAUCGACUCAUUCUCAGCGUGACAAUUUAGAUCUAUAAAAUCUUAUUAUAGUGGUGAGUGGUUGGACUGGAAAAGUUAUCUAUUCAAGUUAAAACUAAUAAAGAAUUUUUUUAAUCAUAAUUUUAAUAAUAAAUUAAAUAUAAAAUAUCAUACCACUAACAUAUUGGUACAAAUUAUUCACCUAAUUUAGAUUUGAUUGCACAUUAAAGUAGAUUUCCGUUCCGUGACGUGUUUCAGUCGAAUAUAAAAGGAAGGAGAGUUCAAAGUAAUGAAUAAUUGAAGACAUUAAAGCCAGAUAUGGAAGUGGAAACCUAACCGACCGACACACGACUGUACGUUACAACGAAGGAAAAGGGGAAAUGAGCAGUCAGAAACUGAAACCCCACGGCCCGCAAUCCUGUUUACCUUUCAGGGAAGAGAAAACGCAGGCAAGCAGGGGGGGAAUUCCAGCUUCACGCCAAGAGAGAGCUGUUUGUGUGGGUUUUGGGGCCCUUCUUGCUUGGGCAAAUAAAUAUUGCGCGAAAAUGCAACACACGCGUCUUGUGCGCUGUCGGAUUCGUUUUCUCCUCCUGACUAGUCUGUCUCGCCCUUUUUGUUGAUAUUGGCCACUAGAUUUCCAUCUAUCACCACCAUCUCUCUAACCCGCCCAGCCCAGCCCAGGCAACAAAUCAUCUCCUCACUCACGGGAGAAGUGUGAACUCUCCACCCCAUGCACCACCUCACAAACACAAUUAUUGCUGAUGUGGAGGCAAUGGGUGCAUCUUAACAUCAAUGGAUCGCCGGUACUAUGCACUGGUCCUCUGUCCUCGAUUCUUUAUAGUAACAAAAAAUACACAUCUAAUUCGACCACUGAAAAUAAUUAAAGAUUAAUUUGACGAUACAAAUCAAGGUUGUCAACUUGGUUUAGUCCGUUGACCUGAUCGAAUAAGUGUGUGAAGGAUUAAUGGCUCGAUUGUUUAGUGCAAAUGUAUGGGGAAAAAUCAUCAUAUUUUUCAUAGAUAUACGUUAUAUCAAAUAUCAUCUAACAUGUAACAUUAUACCAACAAAUUCCCACUGGUCUAGGUCAACCCGCAGGUUGUCCCCCGAGUUAACAACCUUGAUAUUACAUAACGAUGACAAUAUUUCUUUGUUCUAAGAAAAAUGUUAAAAUGUCAAUAUUGAAGGUGUGAAUUGGUUGAAAACGAAAAUAAGAUAGUCGAUAUGGUUUUUUAAUGUCGAUGUUGUCGAUGUUGGAUAAUGGAUUGACCCAUAUUGGACUCAAUCAAAAUCCAACCCAAACCUAAAAUUAUUAAGAAUGCAUAAUUCAUUUAGAUCAAUCAAUACCAUAUGAAUCAUGUCUGCAAUUACCCAAUAAGUCCACCCAUUCUCAUCCCUAAUAUCAAUAGUCCAUACUUAUCCCUACAUCAACAGAAUAGCCGAUUUCUUCCCAACGGCAUGCUAACCCCUUAGGGGUUGGAAAAAUGACACCCCCUAGUAUAUUAAAUACAACUAUAUAAUUUAAUACACACAUUAAAUACACAUUAGGAAUUAAAUGCACCAUAUUAAUUAUUUAUUUUUUUCAAAUUAAAACCUACACUAAAUACAUUUUCUCUCACUAUAUUUGAUUUUUCCUUUUUCAGCAGUCUCCGACCGCCACACUUCUCCGGUGAAAAUCUCAUCGGCAGACUCCCUCCGACCACCUCCAAAAAAUAUACCACUGCACUGAUACGUUAUACCACUGUACUGGUAGAUAUACCACUGAACUGGUAGCGAUAUCAGUGCACUAGUAGCAAUGUCAUAUCUGAGUAUCAAUGCAGUGGUACAAAUACCAGUAAAGUGGUACAACUUAUCAGUGCAGUGAUAUAUUUUUGCAUGUGACCGGAGAGAGUUUGUCGGCAGAUUUUACCAGCGAAGUGUGGUGGUCGGAGGAAACUUGGUGGUCGGAGGCUGCUCGGAAAGGAAGAAUGAGAGAUAGGAGUGAGAAAGAUCAAAGAUGAGAGAGAGAAUUGUAUUUUGUAUAUGUUUAGAUUUUUUUUAAAAAAACAAGUAAUUAAUGUGGUGUAUUUAAUGCUUACUUUGUAUUUAAUAACAGAACAUUUAUUAUGUUUACUUUCAUUAAUACUUGUCAAUAAUUAAUGCAAAAUUGACCAAUUAAAAGGGGGUGUCAAAAAACCAACCCCUUAAGGGGUUAGCAUGCUAACCCGUCCCCUUCCGAACCAAAUCAUUUCACUUUUUGGAUAGUUAAAUAGACGUAUUGUAAUCAAUGCAUGCAUAAUAAUAUACAUGUAUAUAAAAAAAAUUGGCAUAUUGUAGUUUACAUCGUUUGAUUUCUGUGAUAAUUAUUGUAGUAUUUAAAUAAAUUAUAUAACUUUUUGGGUGAAGUGUCACUUUUACCUUUUUUUUAAUAUAAAAAAGCAACACACAUAAAAAGGUAGAGACAUAUUUGGAAGAAGAAGAAAACACAACAAUCUCUAUCAAACAAUCUCAACAAUCUCAAUCAAAAUUUGAGAUUUAACUAUCACUCAUUUUAAGUGAUAGUUUGUGUCAAAUCAAGUAAACAACACAUGUAUUGUUUGCGCAGAAAAUUAAAAAAAAGAUGCAUUGUGGGCAUUACAUGCAUUGUAACUAUCCCAAUUAAACUAUCACCAAAACCAAACAACCUUUAUUUUACCUUCAUCUAGUUUCAAGACAACAGGUCUCGUCGUUACAAAAAUGACCAUGAUGGCACCCUCGUUGAGUCGUUGUUAUGAGAAAAGUGACAAAAUAUUAGAAGGGUAUUCAGCGCAUUGCUUUGGGCAGAACCUGGAGUGUCUAAUUUGUACUAAACUAAUGGACAACAUGUUGAAAGAAGGACCGGCAGCAACUACACAAGAUUAGCAAGUACUGGAAAAUCGAAGCUUCUUUCUUUCCCUUUGCCGUGUUAAAUCUCGCCAAUCUACAAGCGUCGGCAAACCAGUAACUCACCUGUCCGGCUCCCAGCUGCCAAGAAACCUCGUCUCCUCCACGAAUCAUCUGUAGCAAUGCACGAAACACUUCCACCUGCCAAUUAAUUACCACC
Messenger RNA from Linum trigynum, 6137 nucleotides. The record is from the annotation of a GenBank genome assembly. Lineage: Eukaryota; Viridiplantae; Streptophyta; Magnoliopsida; Malpighiales; Linaceae.